Molecule: messenger RNA, 1563 nt
Organism: Truncatella angustata
Lineage: Eukaryota; Fungi; Ascomycota; Sordariomycetes; Amphisphaeriales; Sporocadaceae
Product: Tannase/feruloyl esterase
Exons: 3
Coding region: 1-1563 (520 amino acids)
Source: RefSeq, a predicted model, not a curated record
AUGAAUACAUCGAUCUCCAUCUCACCACUUCUAUGUGCUGCGAGCACUUUCGAAACCCCUGAUGUAUUUGGCGUGAAGUUCCUCGCUCUCGAGGCCUUACGGGUGGAUAACUUUAGCCGCUAUGUUUCCGAUGAGGAGUACUUCCACAAUCCAGAGGUCUUCGUCGAAAACGUGACUUUUUGUAACAUCACUGUAACCUAUACUCAUCCAGGCCAACAGGAUACUGUUGUUGUUGAAGCAUGGCUGCCAUUACCUUGGAACGGUCGCUUACAAGCGGUCGGCAGCGGUGGUUGGACUGCCGGUCGUACGCAACUGUCAUAUUCCAUGAUGUCAGGAGCAGUUGGUGCUGGAUAUGCUACGGUUACCACGGAUGCAGGCUUGGGCACCUCACAGGCUCCUAUGAAUUGGGCCUUACACAGUCCUGGAACUGUCAAUUUGAACGCCCUACAGAACUUGGCUUCUGUCUCCUUGAAUGAGCAGGCUCUCAUAGGUAAACAUCUCACAAAGAGUCUAUACGGCGAGUCACCCAAAUUCUCCUAUUUCAACGGCUGUUCUCAAGGUGGGCGUCAAGGCAUCCAACUAGCUCAGCGGUACCCGGAUGCAUACGAUGGAAUUGCUGCUGCUACGCCUGCCAUUUAUUGGCCACAGUUCUUCCAAGCAAUGCUCUGGCCACAGCUGGUCAUGAACGAGCUGGGAGAAUAUCCUCGCACGUGCGAACUGGACUUCCUUCAGUCGGCAGUCAUCAACAAAUGCGACGCCGACGACGGUAUCGUAGAUGGCAUCAUAAUGGAUCCAGACUCGUGUGAGUUUGAUCCACUCGAACUUGUGGGCACACCGUUCUACUGUAAUGAGACAGGAGGGGACCAUGAGAUCAGCAAUGCCGGCGCCAGAGUCGCCCAGGCAUAUCAGGCAGGCGCCCAUGGACCCGAUGGCGAGUUCCUUUGGUAUGGGCCCCAUUGGGGUGCAAAUCUUACUCAGACCAUAUUCGGUACUCCUGGGCUAGCUGCUACAGAUUGCACAGAUGAGAAAUGUACCGGGAAACCGUUCAUGUUCUCGCUCUUCUGGAUGAAAUUCUUCGCCACAAAAAAUCCUUCCUGGAGCCUUGACGGAGUGACGCGGAAAGAAUAUGCUCGCAUUUUCCGACUGGCGGUUCAGGAGUUCACUUCGAUAUAUGGCACCGCAGAUCCCGAUCUAUCACUAUUUCAGGAGGCAGGAGGAAAGAUGAUCACCUAUCAUGGCUUGUCCGAUGAUAUCACUCCUUCAAAAAACACCCAGCAUUAUUACAAAGAAGUACUGAAGAUAAUGCCAGAUGCGCACGGCUUCUUUAGAUACUUCGAAGUGCCCGGUCUGGGGCAUUGCUACGGAGGCAAUGGAGGCCAACCGACUCAUGCAUUCGAAGCACUUCGGGAUUGGGUAGAAAAUGGCAAAGCCCCGGACAACAUCGCUAUCGAUGUGCCGCGGCAUGGGCAAGCACAGAGGCGCGUUAUUUGCCCCUUUCCCCAGAAGGUUCGGGUAAAAGCUGGUGGAGAAGAAGAUGACCCAGACACAUUCUAUUGCUCAUAA